Hevea brasiliensis (rubber tree) is the source of this 1318-nucleotide messenger RNA. RefSeq lists its product as uncharacterized. NCBI's taxonomy places the organism in Eukaryota, Viridiplantae, Streptophyta, Magnoliopsida, Malpighiales, Euphorbiaceae. The record is from RefSeq and is a predicted model, not a curated record. Gene Ontology annotation, biological process: nucleobase-containing compound metabolic process. Gene Ontology annotation, molecular function: RNA binding; 3'-5' exonuclease activity. The transcript is spliced from 10 exons. The coding region runs from base 98 to 1129 and encodes 343 amino acids.
AAAAAAAUACCCUUUAAUAAAAAAAAAAAAAGUUGUAAACAAGAACCUAGAGGGAAGAAGAAAAGCAAACUUGAGAAAGUCUGGUUGGUUCUGUCAGAUGGCCUCCUCUUCUUCUUCCCAUGACACACGCAUUCCUUUCCUCUCGGACUCAGACCCUGGUGCUAAACCCCUAGACCAUGAAGCCCAAUCAUCACUGGUUCCUGUUCAUCUUGUUACUGAGGCUUCUCAACUUCCAGCUGAAUUCCUUAACCCUUCACCUGAGCGGCAAUUGAUCAUUGGGUUUGAUUGUGAGGGUGUUGACCUGUGUUGCCAUGGAACUCUUUGUAUUAUGCAGCUUGCUUUUCCAGAUGCCAUAUUUUUGGUUGAUGCCAUUCAGGGUGGAGAUAUGCUUAUGAAAGCCUGUAAGCCUGCACUUGAAUCUGCUUACAUCACAAAAAUUAUUCACGAUUGCAAGCGAGACAGUGAGGCAUUGUACUUUCAGUUUGGCAUCAAGUUGCACAAUAUUUUUGAUACCCAGAUUGCUUAUUCUCUGAUAGAGGAGCAAGAAGGACGGACUAGAUUGCCGGAUGACUAUAUAUCUUUUGUUGGCCUCCUUGCAGAUCCACGCUAUUGUGGCAUAUCAUAUUUGGAGAAGGAAGAGGUUCGUGUGCUCCUUCGACAGGAUCCUAAUUUCUGGAUGUAUAGACCAUUGUCCAACAUGAUGAUCCGUGCGGCUUCAGAUGAUGUUCGAUUUCUUCUUUAUAUCUAUCAUAAAAUGAUGAAGAAACUAAACCCAAGAUCCUUAUGGUACCUAGCAGUUCGCAGUGCUCUGCAUUGCCGAUGUUUCUGCAUCAAUGACAAUGAUUUUGCUGAUUGGCCAUCUGUCCCUCCCAUUCCAGAUAACCUUAUAGCAGAGGGUAAUAAUCCUGAGGAGGAAAUCCUUUCAGUUCUCGAUGUUCCCCCUGGAAAGAUGGGACGUGUUAUUGGAAGACGAGGGGCCUCCAUUGUGUCAAUAAAGGAAUCUUGCAAUGCGGAAAUUUUCACUGGGGGUGCAAAGGGUCCACCAGACAAGGUAUUCAUAAUUGGACCAGUGAAACAGGUAAGGAAAGCGGAGGCUAUGUUGAGGGGGAGAAUGCUGGACAUGUUUUAGGGAACAUUGAUUGUCAAGCAUCUCAACUGAAUCUUCAGAACAAAUACAAGUUCCCAUGCAUCGAAUUCGCAGCUUAAAUUUUCUCCCUUUCUGAUUUACCAUGAAAAUCAUUUGCACUUUUUAUGUGGAUGCUGGUUUGAUACAGAUACCAAAACUUAUGUUGUUUGAGGCAAUGAAGAAAAUUUGAAA